AUGGCCCACCAAAUAACAACCACGAAACCAUCACUUGUCGAUGUUCUCAACAAUGAGACAUCAUAUCCAUAUUCUUUCGAUGAUUUUGCUACAUUUUUAGAUCAGACUUAUUGUGUCGAAAACUUAGAAUUCUGGUUGGCCGUUCGUUCAUACAAAUAUUCCAGUUACAAUUUUUAUAAUUCAAGCUCUACUUCUCCUGACCUCUUAACACCAAACUCUUCAACAUUAUCACUUCUAUCUUCCGAUGUCUUAUAUGAUGAUGCUCCUCUACGUGGUGAUGCUCCUGCUCAUUCUGAUUUCCUUAAACAAAAACUUUUUGAAAUCAUUACCACUUUUAUCUUACCAAACUCUCCAAAAGAGAUUAAUAUUGAAUCUUCUGUUCGUGAAGAUUUAUUAACAAAUGUAUUUUCUUAUAAUAAUUAUGAUCCAUCAAUAUUGGAUGUUGCUAGCAAUCAAGUAUUUGAAUUAAUGCAUGGAUCAUGCUUUGCUCAAUUCUUGGUUGAAGCUGGAAAUGUUGAAUUGAGAUCAAGUGAAAGUGAAAGUUGUCAGGAAGAUUAUUCGGAACCAUCAAGUCCAG
Scutellospora calospora is the source of this 577-nucleotide messenger RNA. The record is from the annotation of a GenBank genome assembly. Lineage: Eukaryota; Fungi; Glomeromycota; Glomeromycetes; Diversisporales; Gigasporaceae.